Aphanomyces astaci is the source of this 1400-nucleotide messenger RNA. RefSeq lists its product as hypothetical. Lineage: Eukaryota; Oomycota; Saprolegniomycetes; Saprolegniales; Verrucalvaceae. Bases 4 to 1308 code for a protein of 434 amino acids. Gene Ontology annotation, molecular function: pseudouridine synthase activity; RNA binding. Gene Ontology annotation, biological process: pseudouridine synthesis. The record is from RefSeq and is a predicted model, not a curated record. The transcript has 10 exons.
AGCAUGUCCAGCAACCAUGGCAACAUGGAGGUCUUGCCGCGGGAGGCCAAGCGUCGCAAAGUAGCGUCGCAUGCCAACGAGGUGUUGGCGACCGAAUAUGAAGUUCGCGAUGGGUAUCGCUACGUCAAGCCGUACGUGUUUGCAUUUGAAACCCAUGCCAAGCAGCGAUGGUUUGGACGAACCCUGCUUGAGAUCUUCACGACUGAAUUCGGAUCGUUCUCUCCCGAGUACUAUGCACUGGCGAUAGACACUGGUCGCAUUACCCUGAACGGCAAGUUAACGCCGCCGACCACCGUCGUAAAGAAUGGAGACUUGCUUUGCCACAAGACCCAUCGCCACGAGCCGCCCGUGUCUGGCGACACCAUUGAGAUCGCGCACGAAACACCAGACUUGUUGGUGGUCAGCAAACCAGCGGGCGUGCCCACGCAUCCGUGCGGCGCGUACCGCUUCAAUUCGCUCCACUUUAUCUUGCUGCACAUGCGUCCCGAUAUCCCAAAGCUGCACGUUGUGCAUCGGCUAGACCGCUUGACUUCUGGCGUGGUCAUUCUCGCCAAAACGCCUUCCAAAGCCCGCGCCUUGUCUGCCAGCAUCGCCGACCGCACAGCGUCCAAAACGUACUUGGCCCGCGUUCGUGGCUCGUUUCCCCAGAACUUGUCGGCCGAGUGGCUAAGCAAGUUGCACCUGCCAACUCCCCGGGCUCGUGUUACGAUUGACGGCAAGUGGUUACGAGUUCAGUGUCCGCUCGUGUGCAAGUCCCAUAAAGAUGGAGUGUGGACGUGGGCACUUGAUGGAGCGUCGGACGUCAAGGAAGCUGAAACGUUGGUGCAAUUUCAUUCGAAUCCUCCCCCAUCUAGUCGUCCACACGAUGGGGAAAUCGGCCACGACGACGACGACGACACCACUGUGGUGCUGGUCAAGCCAGUGACAGGUCGAACGCACCAAAUUCGACUGCAUUUGCAGCUGCUGGGACUGCCGAUAGCCAACGAUCCUUGUUAUGGCGGCACUUUGCACUUUGGCUCAUCGUUUGUUGAAAAUGAAGACGUACUGGAUGGGAGUCCAUCCAGCAAGGACGCCGUCGAGACCUCGUUAGCAUCGACGGUGCCCCAGCUACCGCACGAAUCGGAAGCCGAUUUCCUCACGCGCACCUGUCAAUGGUGUGCUCGACGCCCCGAGAACGAGAACCACAAGCACUGCGCCCGCAUCUGGCUACAUGCGUGGCGCUACGAGCUCCUCGGGGAAACGUUUCAAGUGGCCGCGCCAGACUGGGUCGUCGUACCACCCCAAGUACUACUCGGCGACCAAGCAUAACGUCAUCUGUCAGUAGCAUCAGUGUGAUAUGGGGUGCCACUUGAUGCAUCGUUGAUCGCGUCUACUCAUAAUAGAUUGUACGCUUUUGAUUC